AGAGUUGAAAAUUCUAUUUAUAACAGCAUUAAAUCUUUGUACCUGGAAGUAUUGCGUAACCCAUUUACCUUUUCUUCCUGAUAUUUCAUUUAAGCGGUCCGGUAACAAUCAAAGAAGACUUGUUUGACUUAGAUUUACAAACUUCACUUCUUUAUUGGAUUCAUUCCUGGCUUUGUGGAUGCAUCAAAUUUAAAUUUAUUUUGCUCUUGCAAUGGCUGUUAAUCUUCUUUUGAUCUUUUCCUUUCUUUUUCUGCAAAUAUUUUCAGCUGUUGCUCAAAAUAAUGGUAACAUAACCAUUGGAGCUUCUCUAUCGGCGGCUGAAAACUCAUCUUCAUGGCUUUCUCCGUCCGGAGAUUUUGCCUUUGGUUUUCACCCUAUUGGCAACAACAACGAGCUCUUCUUGCUCUCUAUAUGGUAUGAUAAGAUACCUUCCAAAACCGUAGUUUGGUUUGCAAAUAGAGAUAAGCCUGCACCAAGAGGAUCAAGAGUAGAAUUAACUUCUGCUAGUGGGCUGGUUCUUCAAAGCCCUCAAGGCGACGAAUUAUGGAAUUCUGAAUCCAUUAGAGGUACAGUUGCCUUUGCUGUUAUGAGUAAUACAGGCAACUUUGAGCUUUUUGACAGCAAUUCGGAUAAGGCAUGGGAGAGCUUCAGGAAUCCUGCAGAUACUAUGUUGCCCUCACAGACACUGGAAUCAGGGGAGCUGCUUUCUUCUAAACUGUCAGAUACUAAUUUCUCCAAGGGAAGGUUUCGAAUGCUAAUGAGACCUGAGGGCAAUCUUGUUCUUAACACCAUAAACCUGCCCACUGACAAUACUAAUGAUCCUUAUUAUGACACUGGAACUACUACUGCUUCUAAUUCUUCUGGUGAAAGGGUGGUCUUCAAUGAGUCAGCCUACUUCUACAUAUUGCUUAGUAAUGAUCAAAGAUACUAUCUAACCAACAGAUCAAUCAACCCUUCAACUAAGAACUUUUACUACAGAGCGACCAUAAAUUUUGAUGGAGUCUUUACUCUGUAUCAGCAUCCUAAGAAUUCAAGUAAUGAAGGCUGGACGGCUGUUUGGUCCAUACCGGAUAAUAUUUGCAAGGCGAGCUUUACUGGAGUUGGUAGCGGCACUUGUGGGUUUAACAGCUUUUGUAGACUGAACCCUGGAGACAAAAGGCCUAUCUGUGACUGCCCAAAAGGGUACUUUUUAUCUGAUCCAAACAAUGAGUAUGGUGACUGCAAACCCAACUACACGCAGAGCUGUGCGGAUGAUGAAGAGGGUUCUCCAGCAGAUUUUUAUGGUUUUGAAGAGGUCAUAAACACUGAUUGGCCAACAUCUGAUUAUGCACUGUUGCAGCCUUUUACAGAAGAGCAGUGUAGAGAAUCUUGCUUGCAGGAUUGUAUGUGUGCUGUUGCUAUUUUUCGAUCCGGUGAUAUGUGUUGGAAGAAGAAGCUACCACUAUCAAAUGGCAGAUUUGAUAAUACUCUUGAUGGUAAGGCUCUUAUCAAAAUCAGGAAAGGUAAUCCUCCUCCCAGAGGCACUCCCGCUUUGCCGAGACCAGAUAAGGAGAAUCAGAAGAACAAAGACAAUUUGAUGAUUGUGGGAUCAGUACUUCUUGGUGGCUCAGUUUUCUUCAACUUUAUGCUGAUUACUUCAGUUUGUCUUUGUUUUUUCCUUGUUUACAAGAAGGAACAUCGACAAAUUCCUCACCAUGGUGAUGCCGUGGAAAAAAAUUUGCGUUGUUUUACUUACAAAGAGCUUGAAGAAGCUACAGAUGGAUUCAAGGAAGAACUGGGAAAGGGGGCUUUUGGCAUUGUUUACAAAGGGUUCAUUCAAAUGAGUUCUGUCACUCCGGUUGCUGUGAAGAAGUUGAUUACUUUGGUGCAAGAUGGCGAGAAGGAAUUCAAAACUGAAGUAAAUGUAAUUGGCCAAACUCAUCACAAGAACCUGGUUCGCCUGCUUGGAUUUUGUGAUGAUGGGGUGCAUCGUUUACUCGUAUAUGAGUUCUUGAGCAAUGGAACUUUAGCAAGCUUCCUUUUUGGUGAUUCAAAACCUGGAUGGAAUCAGAGAACACAAAUUGCUCUUGGAAUUGCAAGAGGACUCUUGUACCUACAUGAAGAAUGUAGCACACAGAUUAUCCAUUGUGAUAUAAAACCUCAAAACAUACUUCUUGAUGACUACUACACCGCUCGAAUCUCUGACUUCGGACUGGCGAAACUUUUGAUGCUUGAUCAGAGCCAUACACACACUGCCAUUAGAGGAACAAAAGGGUAUGUUGCAGCUGAGUGGUUUAGGAACUUGCCCAUCACGGUGAAAGUGGAUGUUUUCAGCUUUGGUGUGCUGCUGCUAGAGAUAAUUUGUUGUAGAAGAAAUGUGAACAUGGAAGUAAGUGAUGCUGAGGCAUUGUUGACAGAUUGGGCUUAUGACUGUUAUCUUGAAGAAAGAUUAGAUGCUCUCGUGGAGUUUGACAUGGAGGCCUUAAAUGACAAGAAGAAGGUUGAAAAAUUUGUGAUGGUUGCCAUUUGGUGCAUUCAAGAAGAUCCAUCUCUUCGGCCGACUAUGAGGAAGGUCACUCAGAUGCUUGAAGGAGUUGCUGAAGUACCAAUUCCUCCAUGUCCAUGCCCAUAUACCAUGACAAAUUGAAUAAACUCUUGUUGCUUUUAGGCUAUACCUUUCAAUCAGCCAGUUAGUAUUGUUGUUUCCUAUAUCUUCCUUUAGGUAAGUACACUGUUAAUCACGUUUUAUCUUAAAGAUAGAUGGUGAAUUGUGAGGGUGUAGCUUAAUUAGAUACUAAGCUGUCAAUGUUAUUAAGUUGAUAAAUUAAUUGAAGUUUCUACCGUCGCUCAGUA
This is a messenger RNA of Pistacia vera, 2832 nucleotides long. Its product is annotated as G-type lectin S-receptor-like serine/threonine-protein kinase LECRK3. The coding region runs from base 212 to 2626 and encodes 804 amino acids. Gene Ontology annotation, biological process: protein phosphorylation. NCBI's taxonomy places the organism in Eukaryota, Viridiplantae, Streptophyta, Magnoliopsida, Sapindales, Anacardiaceae. Gene Ontology annotation, molecular function: protein serine/threonine kinase activity; ATP binding. The record is from RefSeq and is a predicted model, not a curated record. The transcript has a single exon.